This is a messenger RNA of Lacerta agilis (Sand lizard), 3633 nucleotides long. It is a transcript of the gene KLHL4, whose product is annotated as kelch like family member 4. The coding region runs from base 462 to 2630 and encodes 722 amino acids. Gene Ontology annotation, molecular function: protein binding. Lineage: Eukaryota; Metazoa; Chordata; Lepidosauria; Squamata; Lacertidae. The transcript is spliced from 11 exons. The record is from RefSeq and is a predicted model, not a curated record.
GGAAUAAAGUAUGAACUGCUUUCUUUUUUACAUGCAGCUGAGGUUGCAGCCUAAGAUCCCUUAGGAUGAUAGUGCAGCUCUAUAGUGCUGCUUGCAUGAGUGUGUGUGAGCUGAGCCACCGGGUAGUGUAAUAGCAGAUGCUUGCCUGCGCUAAGCUGAUUUACUUGUUUAAGAUCUGACCUCAUCAUUCUGUCAGGAUGGAUUCCCACCUAUACAGUUUGGAAGAUCUUAGCAGAACUGUCCGUGACAUACAGAGGAAGGCUCAGUGAGAGACAGGGAAAGACAAGUAUUAGGAACACGAGCAUUUCUUCCUUUUCAUUCCUUAUUUUGGAGAGGAUGAAGCAGAGGAAUUGAAAAACACAGGAGACGAACACAGGGUCUGUUUCCUUUCUGGAACAACAGGAUUUUUGUAGCAGUGUUUUCCUUCUCUCUUUCUCUUUCCCCUUCCACAACUUGUGAAGAUGUCAGUCUCGGGGAAGAAGGAAUUUGACGUGAAGCAGAUCUUGAGGCUUCGCUGGAGAUGGUUCAGCCACCCCUCUCAGAGUUCCACAGGCACCGGAGGUUGCCUGCAGCAGGAAGGAUAUGAGCAUAGAGGGACACCAGUUCAGAACAGGCUGAAGAGCCACUCGCGGGACAGAAAUGGGCUGAAGAAAAACAACAGCCCAAUACGACACAACAUCUUGGCGCCAGUGCCUGGACCGACCCCAGUGCCCCACCGGCCGAUCCAGACUUGGCCUGAGCAGCAGAACUUCAUCGAGCACCUGCAAGCCACAGAGCAGGCGCCGAAAGCUGUCAGAGAGGAGGAAGGUGGCAAAGAAGAGCUGGACAGAAAGGUGCAGGAGCUGCAGAUGAUCACAGAGGAGAGCAAGGAUGAGUCCGUCGAGAGGUUAUCAAUAAGCAGCUGCUCCUCUCCUAUGGGAGGGAACAACAACAGAUCAGAUGAAUGCUUUCAUUCCGCAAACCAUGCAGAGCAGACAUUCCGCAAGAUGGAGAAUUAUCUCCAGCAGAAGCAACUAUGUGAUGUUCUUCUCAUUGCUGGAGAGCAUAGGAUUCCUGCCCACAGGUUGGUUCUGAGUGCUGUGUCUGACUAUUUUGCUGCAAUGUUUACCAAUGAUGUCCGUGAAGCCAAACAGGAAGAAAUCAAAAUGGAAGGAGUGGACCCCGACGCACUGAAAGACCUUGUGCACUAUGCAUACACAGGUGUCUUAGAACUCAAAGAAGAAACAAUUGAAAGCUUGCUGGCCGCUGCUUGCCUUCUUCAGCUUUCACAAGUCAUUGAAGUCUGCUGCAACUUUCUCGUGAAGCAGCUCCAUCCAUCAAACUGCUUAGGGAUUCGGUCCUUCGGAGAUGCUCAGGGGUGCACAGAACUCCUGCGGGUGGCGCACGUGUACACUAUGGAACACUUCACUGAGGUAAUAAAGAACCAGGAAUUUCUCUUGCUGCCUGCCAGUGAAAUUGCUAAGCUCCUGUCAAGUGAUGACAUCAAUGUCCCAGAUGAAGAAUCCAUAUUCAAGGCACUGAUGUUGUGGGUUCGGCAUGACUUGCAACCCAGGCAGCGGGAACUCGGAAUGCUUCUCUCCUACAUCAGAUUGCCUUUGCUGUCCCCGCAGCUAUUAGCAGAUCUGGAAAACAGCCCCAUGUUCACAGAUGACCUUGAGUGCCAGAAACUUCUCAUGGAAGCAAUGAAGUAUCACCUGCUACCAGAAAGGAGGUCUAUGAUGCAGAGUCCUCGUACUAAGCCUAGGAAGUCCACCGUGGGCUCUCUCUAUGCUGUGGGGGGUAUGGAUGCCACCAAAGGCACUACCACCAUUGAGAAAUAUGACUUGAGGACAAACAGCUGGAUCCAAAUUGGAACCAUGAAUGGAAGGCGGCUACAGUUCGGAGUUGCUGUGAUUGACAACAAGCUGUACAUUGUAGGAGGAAGAGAUGGCCUGAAAACAUCCAAUACAGUUGAAUGUUUCAAUCCAGUAACCAAAGCCUGGACCGUGAUGCCCCCAAUGUCAACCCACAGGCAUGGUUUGGGUGUAGCAAUGCUUGAAGGGCCAAUGUAUGCGGUGGGAGGCCAUGAUGGAUGGAGUUACCUCAACACGGUGGAAAGAUGGGACCCUCAGGCCCGGCAGUGGAAUUACGUCGCAAGCAUGGCAACACCAAGGAGCACUGUGGGGGUUGCAGCACUGAACAGCAAGUUGUAUGCUGUUGGCGGGCGAGACGGCAGCUCCUGCCUGAAAUCCAUGGAGUGCUUUGACCCCCACACAAACAAGUGGAGCAUGUGUGCAUCCAUGUCAAAGCGGCGUGGAGGGGUUGGUGUUGCAACCUACAACGGGUUUCUCUAUGCCGUGGGUGGCCAUGAUGCACCUGCUUCUAACCACUGUUCUCGGCUUUCCGACUGCGUAGAAAGGUAUGAUCCGAAAACAGACACUUGGACCACUGUAGCACCUUUGAGCGUACCCCGUGAUGCUGUUGGGAUCUGUCCUCUUGGAGACAGGUUGUACGCAGUGGGUGGUUACGAUGGACAAACCUACCUGGAUACGGUGGAAUCUUACGAUGCACAAAACAAUGAAUGGAUAGAGGAAGUUCCAGUCAAUAUAGGAAGAGCUGGUGCCUGUGUUGUAGUCGUGAAGCUGCCAUAACAGACCAUUUCCAGGUGUGAAAUAUUAAUAAGAAGCAUGGCAGAAGAGGAGGAAAUGCAUCCUUGAAAACAACACAAAGCGCUUCCACUACAGGAGGAGGAAAGACAAGGAUGAGCCCAUGUGGAGCCUGAGCAUGAAAACCACAUUUUCUGCAUUCCAAAGACACACUUAGCAGGUGUUUGACCAUCAUGGGUGAUGUUAAUCUCUAUCUGUAGGGAGGAUCUGGGUACACACUGUGCAUCAAUAGAGAGAGCCUCAUUCUAAAGCAAUUCUGUGUCAAGAACAGCUGAGCGUGCAGCUGAAAAUGAAACAUGUAUCUCCCCCCUAUAAUUACUUACACUUGCAUUAUAAGAACCCCUGGACAGCUUGAUAUGGAGAAGGAGGGCAGGGAGCCAUGUGGAGCCUUGAAUCCCUAUUCCCUCACCAGAAAGACGCCUUGCGUAGUCUCCUCCUCAUGCACAAAGAUACCUCUGCAGGGUCUUUUCUGCACCACUUAGCAUCCGUGAAUAGUUGCCAGGACCCCAGGACUUUGGCAAGGCUCCUUGCUAAUGCUUGCCUCUUUUGAGCUUUUUCAGGCCUUGCCCCUGGUUUUGAUCACCAUCGGUUAGCUGGAUCUAGUUGCCCUUAAAGUUUCUCGCAGUGCUCUUGACCUGGGGUCAUAUUGCAUGUGGAAAAAUAAAAGGGUAGCUAGGCACAGCUGGCUAAUGCUGUGCGGAGCACUGCUACUGCAGCAAGAUGUCCACUGAUGGAAGGCAGUGCCGAGAGGACACAUUGUUCAGGGCCACUUAAUGCUUGAGCUGACCCUGAUUCUUUGGAUUCUGUGAUAAAUCUAGACCAGGAGUUGGCAACUUAGCACAUGUUGGCACAGUGGUGGCUAUGCAGCUAUGGAAUCUCUGAGCAUCCCCUGUCACUGUCCCCAUGGUCAUAAGGUAGCAAGGGGGGGUUACUUUCUUCUCCUUUCAAAAGUACAUACAGCUGAAGGAGGAAGUUGGAAAAGUUCCAC